This is a messenger RNA of Paraglomus occultum, 1536 nucleotides long. NCBI's taxonomy places the organism in Eukaryota, Fungi, Glomeromycota, Glomeromycetes, Paraglomerales, Paraglomeraceae. The record is from the annotation of a GenBank genome assembly.
AUGUCCUCAGCAAGCACUCCACUCAUUCCAAAGAUGAUAAACGGCAUUUCGCAACGUUCCGAUGACCCGGCCGUCCAGACCAGCAGCAACUCUCAGCAACGGUCAUCGUCAACCCACUCAUCGGUGAAGAAAAAGGGUGUGAAGGACUUUGAACUCGGGAAAACACUCGGUGAAGGUUCAUAUUCUACGGUUGUUGCUGCCAGAGACCGCACAACGGGACGAGAGUAUGCUAUCAAGAUUCUCGAUAAGAAGCACAUUAUUAAAGAGAAGAAAGUUAAAUAUGUCAAUAUCGAAAAGAACACUCUAAAUAAAAUGAAUCAUCCUGGGAUUGUCCGCUUGUAUUUUACAUUUCAGGAUCAUAACAGCUUGUGUAUCCUUUUGUAUCAUGCAAAAAAUGGAGAACUGCUGACAUUUAUUAAGAAGCUUGGUUCUUUCGAUUUGAAUUGCACGCGGUACUAUACGUCACAAAUAUUAGCGGCUAUAGAAUACAUGCACGACCAAGGUGUAAUUCAUAGGGAUCUAAAACCGGAAAAUAUACUGCUGGACGAAAAGAUGCAUAUUAAAGUAACCGAUUUCGGUACCGCAAAAAUAUUGGGAAAAAACGUCGCCGGAGAAACAGACGAUCGUGCAAAUUCCUUUGUAGGAACUGCAGAAUAUGUUAGCCCAGAGUUGCUCAAGGAAAAGGCUGCUUGUAAGAGUUCCGACUUUUGGGCACUAGGUUGUAUUUUGUACCAGUUAAUUGCAGGUAGACCUCCUUUUAAAGGAGGCAACGAAUAUAUGACAUUUCAGAAGAUUGUUCACUUGGAUUAUACCUUCCCAGAAGGGUUUCCGCCCGUUGCAAAAGAUCUUGUCAAAAAACUAUUAGUCCUUAAUCCAGCAGAACGACUAGGAGCCGGUGGCAAGGAAGGAGUAAAACAGCUCAAGUCUCACCCAUUUUUUGAUGGGGUUCGAUGGGACACGCUCUGGCAGCAACCAGCUCCUCGCCUUCUUCCUUAUUUGCCCCCUAAGCCUCACGAAGAGGAACUCCGAACCGAUACUAGUAUCUACGAAGAAAAAAUUUCAAAUGUUAGUGUAGAUAACGGUAACAGUCCGGUUGCAUCAGGAUUGGAAGCACGAGAUCCAUUUAGAUUGGAGAGUUGGGCUAGUACGGAUGGAUCGGAGAAGAUUGAUCCAGAGAGAGCAGGAAAGUUAGAAGAGCAGAAGAGGACUUCAGCUCAAUGGCUUCCGUUUCUGUUAAGAACUGAGUUAAUUCUUCGUACUGGUCCUAUCAACAAACGCAAAGGAUUCUUUUCGAAACGACGACUUCUUAUUUUAACGGACUUUCCCAGAUUGAUUUAUGUUGAUCAGGAGAAAAUGACACAGAAGGGCGAGAUAUAUUGGAGUUCAAGGAUGGUUGUGGAAUUAAAGAAUAAGAAACAUUUCUUUGUGCAUACGCCACGCAAAACAUAUUAUUUUGAAGACCCUAAUGGCACUGCUAGUGAUUGGGUCAACAAAAUAAACGCAGUUCUUAUCGAAAACUAUGGCGGAAUGUUGUGA